Molecule: messenger RNA, 1719 nt
Organism: Strongylocentrotus purpuratus (purple sea urchin)
Lineage: Eukaryota; Metazoa; Echinodermata; Echinoidea; Camarodonta; Strongylocentrotidae
Product: monocarboxylate transporter 5-like
Exons: 4
Coding region: 41-1360 (439 amino acids)
Biological process (GO): transmembrane transport
Molecular function (GO): monocarboxylic acid transmembrane transporter activity
Source: RefSeq, a predicted model, not a curated record
UAUUGCCCCAUUCUCGAAUCGGAAGACGUUUGUUCGACCGAUGAUGGUGAUUGGAAGUAUCAUCAUGGGCGUGGCUAUCUCAAUGGCCUCCCUUGCAUCCAGUGUAGUUGGGUUUGCUGUUGCUAUGGCUACAUCAGGAGUUGGAUAUGCGUUCGUAAUGCUACCUUCUGUGGUUAUUUGCAACCGAUACUUCACCAAGCACUUCGCAAUGGCCUUGGGGAUCAUCGAAAUUGGAUCUUCCCUGAGCCUGGUGUUUCCUCUGGUGACCGAAAAGAUACUGGAAGCUACUGGGUUGAGGGGUACGAUCCUCUUGCUCGGAGGGAUUUCCUUGAACAUGGUUGUUUGUAGCGCUCUUCUUCGAGAUCCAAGAACACUGAGAAGGAAAGGAUCUCCACGCACGAAAGGGACAAGUAAUUGUGCAGAGGACUCUGACAGAAACGAAGACUCGAUGAGUACGUUUCAUGGAAGACAUAAGGAACAAUGCUUAAGUACAUUUAGAUGUCCACAGGAAGAUUCAACAUUACUUCACCGAAACCAAAAUACACAUGCUGAUGUAAGGGACUGUCAGAUAAAUGAUUUUGAUCGGGAGAAUGUUAACAGCACCGUGAUCACAAACCCUACAAACAGGGAUGACAGUGUAAAAGAUCAGGUGUUUCGUUACAAAUCCCCCAAAAGUAAAAACCCAGAGCACAUGGUUAGAACAGUUCUUUUAAGUCCAUUCCGAUGGCUAUGGUGUUUCCUCGACCUCUCUCUUUGUCGAGAUGAACCAUUCUUGAAUUGUAUUUAUCUCGCCACCUCCUUUUUCGCCAUGGUACAUACAGCUUGGUACAUAUUCUUUGUUCCUCAUGCCCUGGCCAAAGGAAUAACACUCUCACAUGCUGUUCUUAUCAAUCUUAUCGCUGGAGUUGGUGAAAUAAUUGGUGCUCUCUUCCAAGGUCCUGUCAUAGACAGAGGCUGGAUGACAUCACUGGGUCUCUUCAUGGUCAUGUCUUUUCUAAACAGUGUCGUUUUCUUCCUUGAUCCACUCUUGUCAAACGUUAUGCUUCUGGCAGGAGCGGGAUUCGUCAAUGGCUUCUUCCUGGGAGGAACUUUAACCUUAACGUCAGUUAUUCUAAAGGACACAGUAUCCCAAGCUCGAUUCGCAACAUCUUACGGGUUGAGCAGUCUGUCCUACGGGAUUGCAGGACCAAUCGGUGGAUUUACUGCAGGAUGGAUAGCAUCAUUAGUUGGCUAUGAAAUGGCUUUUGUUUUCCUCGGAGGGUUGAGUAGUGCUAUUCUAUUAGCAAUGAUUCCUGCAUAUUGCCACUACGACUUCAAGCGCAACACAGAUCAAAGAGAUUAUAGAGAAACACCUGUCUAAACUUUUCUUUCAGUGUCAAAGUUUAAGAAAACUGCAGUUUGGUUACAUGCCUUGAUAUUGCCAAUUUCAAGGCAUUUGGAAUAAGUUACUAUUUUUUUUUCUUCUUCAUGGCUAUAAUGACAGGAAUAAGUUUUAUUUUAAAGCUUCCUCUCAUUAUAAUGAAAACAAAAACAGAAUUGCAUUAUUAUUUUUUGCGAUUUCUUUUAUAUUGACCAAUUUUAACGUUACUCAAAGAAAGAGACAAUUGUUUUUUAUUAUCACUUCUGAUUUUCAUUGAAUCACUUUGUAGACAUAAACUGUAUAGAGCACAUUUUAUUUGAUGUAUACCCUUGCUUUUGAUUUGUUUUGUUUUGAAUGAA